Sphenostylis stenocarpa is the source of this 465-nucleotide messenger RNA. NCBI's taxonomy places the organism in Eukaryota, Viridiplantae, Streptophyta, Magnoliopsida, Fabales, Fabaceae. The record is from the annotation of a GenBank genome assembly.
AUGGAGAACCAAAUGCAAAAUGCCAAAAAGAAUGCACCAACACUAUCUUUUAAACUUUCUAAACCGCAGAAAAUCCAAAACAAGUUGGUAGAAGAAGAGAUAAUCAUACCUUUUCUUUUCUCAGGUCCUGAAAGCGUGGCCGUGACCGUGGCCCGUGGGGGAUGCUGCUGGCUCGCCUUGCCUUGUGCGCGAGGAGGAGAAGAGAAUAGAACAGAAAUCCGCGUGGCUGCUUCUGCUGCUGGCUUGCCUUGCCUUCUCGUCCAGCCCCGUAUGUGGGGAGGAGAUGAAGAAGAUACCCAGGCGUGGUGGAGUGUGCAUGAGGAUGGAUCGCUGCCUUGCCGGCGUCGGAGCCUAGUGAGGGGGGUGAGUAAGGAACACUGCCUUGAAGCUGUCGCCGCAGAGCGAGGUGAGGAGGUGAGGAUGGAUCGCUGCCUUACCGCCGCCGCCGCCGCCGCCGCCGCGUGA